GAGUAUUCUGGAAAUUUAAAUGUUUUGUUCCAAAUAUAUUGUGUAAUAACAUGAUUAUAUUAUAUGCAUGAGUAAUAGUUAUAAUCUAACCUAUUGACCAUGAAUAUGGAAAAUUCCCCAAAUAAAUCGGAUAUUGAAAAUUCUUCGAAUAUUGCCGCUAAAGACUGGGAUCGAAUUAUUAAUAAUGCUAAAGUGAGAGGUUUCAGGAGAGGAAUAGAUGAUGGGACAGAUCUUGUUUAUCAAGAAAGUUUUGAUAAUGGAUACAAAGAAGGUUUUCAGACAGCUUUUAUUCUAGGAAAGUUUAAAAGUUUGUUAAAUUCCACACCGGGAGACGUCGAAUACCCGCAAAAUAUAAAAGAAAUUCUUGAUAAAACGAGAAAAGGCGUGUGUUAUAUGUGUGCAACAAAACUUGAGGAUAUGAGCGAGACAAACCAAAAGAGUUUCGACCAAAUUUUUGAUGAACAAAGAUCAUACUCCGUACAAGUUCUUCAAAUGUUGUACGAGUAUUUCCAACCAUAUGUAAAGCAAUUAAACAUCAGCGAGUCGGAUAUAUUAAAAAUGCAAGAUGUUCCAGAUUUAAAUAAUUAAUUUACAAAUCAAGACAAA
This is a messenger RNA of Frieseomelitta varia, 606 nucleotides long. RefSeq lists its product as uncharacterized. The transcript has 3 exons. NCBI's taxonomy places the organism in Eukaryota, Metazoa, Arthropoda, Insecta, Hymenoptera, Apidae. The record is from RefSeq and is a predicted model, not a curated record. The coding region runs from base 100 to 588 and encodes 162 amino acids.